Messenger RNA from Pisolithus orientalis, 640 nucleotides. RefSeq lists its product as uncharacterized. The coding region runs from base 136 to 543 and encodes 135 amino acids. The transcript has 4 exons. The record is from RefSeq and is a predicted model, not a curated record. NCBI's taxonomy places the organism in Eukaryota, Fungi, Basidiomycota, Agaricomycetes, Boletales, Pisolithaceae.
CAUUCCUAGAAUUCCUCCCUAAUACCCGGUGGGAGUGCCGUUCUACCAGCUGAGGUUCUGAUUACGGUGUCACUUUGCAUACUUUUGUAUGACAGCUCUCGCUUUGCCACCCUAAGGUAACCUGAGUCCGCGUCGAUGGUUCAUUCCUGGCGGAUUCUGGUCAGAACGAGGCGCCUCCUGAACGCGCUUAUCAUCUAUGCUGUGAACCGGUGUUUGCUGACGCUGUCAAUUGAGAUUGUGGAGCUCGUCAUGAUCAUUUUUCGCCAAGAUGCAUUGGCAAUGGGAUUCUCCUUCAUCAUUGGAAAGUUAUACACCAACUCGGCUCUAGCAUCGCUGAACACCCGGGAAUAUCUUCGAUCCCUGGGUUCAAGCUCAGGCAUUGCGCCCGAUCUACGCAUGAGUACUAUCCGCCUUGCGAACCUGCCGAAGCCUUCGGGAAACGUGAAGGAUUCAAAGAAUGGAGACAGGCAUUUCAAGGCACGCGAAGCAACUGUUAUGGAUAUCACUGUAGUUGCUACACUUGAUAAGACUACGACAUUGUGAAGAGAAGCAGAGCUGUGGUACUAGUGGUUUCAUCCUGUAUCUGCCAUUGCCUUUUUCUUUCGCCACGAGGUCAAUCAGUGUAGUACUGGUACGAAAU